CAUUCCUAUAAUAGUGUCUCCCUCGGACCAAAAGAGCACAAGUACUAGAACUGAACAGACAUUCUCUCUGGCGGGAAUAAGGAAAGUCCGCUGUACAUAAAGCUCUUAAAAUAAUGCUCCCUUAAACUCAAAAUCUUACGACAAUGUUUUGCUGGAUAAUGACGAGGAGCAUGCUCGCCGUCCCACGGUGGCGCUGUAUUUCCGUCCGUUCCCCCGCCCUUAACAACAACCUUCACCACCGGAGCUUCUUCACUCGGCCCUCUCCCCAACUUAUCAGCGAGUCCCAUCCAAUAUUUUGUGUCAAAGACCAGAAGCUUUCCACAAAAGCAUCUGAGAAAGUCAAGCUUUCAAGUAAUGAUCGCGAGGAGAAAGAUUUGAGUCACAUAUUGUGGUGGAAAGAGAAAAUGCAACUCUGCAGGAAGCCUUCUUCAGUUUCACUUGUGAAGAGGCUUAUGUAUAAUAACUUGCUUGGUGUGGAUAGUAACUUGAAGAAUGGAAGUCUGAAGGAAGGCAACCUUAACUGGGAAAUGAUGCAGUUCAAGUCAAAGUUUCCACGUGAAGUUUUGCUCUGUAGAGUUGGGGAUUUUUACGAAGCAAUCGGCAUUGAUGCCUGUAUUCUUGUGGAAUAUGCUGGCCUGAAUCCUUUUGGUGGUCUGCGUUCGGACAGUAUUCCAAGAGCUGGGUGUCCUGUCAUGAAUUUAAGACAGACACUGGAUGACCUGACACGCCAUGGCUUCUCUGUUUGCAUAGUGGAGGAAGUUCAGGGUCCCACUCAAGCUCGUGGACGCAAAAGCCGUUUUAUUGCUGGGCAUGCACAUCCCGGCAGUCCUUAUGUUUUUGGACUCGUUGAAGAUGAUCGCGAUCUUGAUUUCCCCGAGCCCAUGCCUGUAGUUGGUACAUGCAUAUCUAGUUUUCGUACCAUUUUAGUUUGUUUGCAUCCAUCGGGAUUCACUGAAAGUUUCCCUUUUGGCAUUGGGUCCUUUUCAGGUAUUUCACGUUCAGCAAAGGGCUAUUGCUUAAUUUUGGUGCUCGAAACUAUGAAGACCUAUUCUGUCGAGGAUGGUCUGACGGAAGAAGCCCUAGUUGCGAAGCUGCGCACUUGCCAAUGCCAUCAUUUGUUUCUGCAUUCUUCGUUGAAAAGCAAUUCUUCAGGUACUUGUCGCUGGGGAGAGUUCGGUGAAGGUGGCCUUUUGUGGGGAGAAUGUGCUGGUAGACAUUUUGAAUGGUUUGAUGGCAGUCCAGUCAAUGCACUUUUAUGCAAGGUGAUGGAACUGUAUGGUAUGGAUGAAGUUGUUGAGUUUCGAAAUGUGACAGUUGCUUCUGAUAACAGACCCCGGCCUUUGUAUCUCGGAACAGCCACACAGAUAGGUGCCAUACAGACUGAAGGAAUUCCUUCUUUGCUGAAAGUGUUGGUUCCACCUACUUGUGUGGGACUCCCUGUCCAGUAUAUAAGAGGACUUCUCCUAAACCCUCCUGCUUAUGAGACUGCAGUUACAAUUCAGGAAAUCUGCAGGCUGAUGAACAACGUGACUUGCUCAAUUCCGGAGUUUACUUGUUUUCCUCCUGCUAAGCUUGUAAAAUUACUUGAACUGCGGGAAGCUAAUCAUGUUGAGUUUUGCAAAAUUAAAAGUGUGGUUGAUCAAAUACUUCAAAUGAGUACAAAUUUAGAGCUCAACAAAAUUCUGAAGUUAUUGAUGGAUCCUACUUGGGUAGCGACUGGAUUAAAGAUUGAAUUUGAGACACUAGUAAAUGAAUGUGAGUUGGUGUCAAGAAGAAUUGGUGAAAUUGUCUCUUUAGAUGGUGAGACUGAUCAAAAGAUCAGUUCUUUUCAAAACAUUCCAAAUGAAUUUUUCGAAGACAUGGAGGCUUCAUGGAAAGGACGUGUGAAGAGAAUCCAUCUGGAGGAAGAAUUUCUUGAAGUUGAAAAUGCAUCUAGAGCUUUAUCAUUGGCAGUUUCUGAAGAUUUUGAUCCGAUUAUUACAAGAAUAAAAGCAUCAUCAGAUUUAAGUAGAGCAAAAGGAGAGGUGUUAUAUGCUCGUGAGCAUGGAUCUGUAUGGUUCAAAGGAAGACGCUUUGAAGUGCGAAUUCCAGCUGGAACUCCUGGGGAAGAACAGAUCAAUAAACUCAAAUCUGCUCUCGAUUCGAAAGGUAAAAAGGUUGGAGAAGAGUGGUAUACAACUAUGAAGGUGGAGGAAGCAUUGUCAAGAUACCAUGAUGCAGGAGCAAAGGCAAAGUUGAAGGUUAUGGAUUUAUUACGAGAACUUUCCUCUGAGCUACAAACGAAGAUCAAUAUCCUAGUCUUCGCAUCAAUGUUGCUUGUCAUUUCAAAGGCAUUAUUUUCUCACGUGAGUGAAGGGCGAAGAAGGAAAUGGGUGUUUCCCUCUCUCACCAAAAUUUCCGAGCCAGAGGAUGCAGAUUCUUGGAAGACAGAUAGUCGUAUGAAGAUAACUGGCCUAUCUCCAUAUUGGUUUGAUGUAUCACAAGGGCGGUCUGUAGAUAACACUGUUGAUAUGCAAUCGUUGUUCCUUUUGACGGGGCCAAAUGGAGGUGGUAAAUCGAGCUUGUUGCGCUCAAUUUGUGCUGCUGCCUUACUGGGAAUCUGUGGUUUUAUGAUACCAGCACAAUCAGCUAUAAUUCCGCAUUUUGAUUCCAUUACCCUUCACAUGAAAUCUUAUGAUAGCCCUGCUGAUGGAAAGAGUUCUUUUCAGAUUGAAAUGUCUGAACUUCGUUCUAUAGUUGCUGGAGCCACUUCAAAGAGCCUUGUGCUCAUCGAUGAGAUAUGUCGAGGAACUGAAACUGCAAAAGGAACGUGUAUUGCUGGAAGCAUUGUCGAGACACUUGAUGCCAUUGGUUGUCUGGGCAUUGUAUCUACCCACUUGCAUGGAAUUUUUGACUUACCAUUGAAAACAAAGAAUGUUGUGUACAAAGCUAUGGGAUCUGAGUCUGUUGAUGGUCAAACUAUACCAACAUGGAAAUUGAUUGAUGGAAUUUGCAAAGAAAGUCUUGCUUUUGAAACAGCUCGAAGAGAAGGAAUCCCGGAAAAUUUAAUUCAAAGAGCCGAGGAGUUGUAUCUUUCUGUUUAUGCCAACAGGCCGAUUUUAGAAAAGGGUAUAAAUGGAGUUACUUCUAAGGACGACGUCUCUAUCUCUGAUAAAGAUACUCAUCUACAAAGCAAUAUCAAGAAAGCCACUCCUUCAAAAAUUCAAUCAGCAAACCGCAUUGAGACCCUUAGGAAAAAAGUGGAAAGUGCAGUCUCAUCUAUCUGCAAGAAAACUCUUAGCGAGCUCUAUGAGAAGGAAUAUUCACAGGAACAUCCGUGCUUGACCUGUGUUUUGAUUGGUGCGAGGGAGCAACCACCCCCAUCUACUAUUGGUGUUUCAAGUGUCUAUGUGAUGCUUUGUCCCGACAGCAAAAUAUAUAUUGGACAGACUGAUGAUCUCGAGGGCCGGAUCCGUGCUCAUCGGUCUAAGGAUGGAUUGCAGAACGCCUCAUUUUUGUAUUUUCUAGUCCCCGGAAAGAGCAUUGCUUGCCAACUGGAAACUCUCCUCAUUAAUCAGCUCCCAGAAAGAGGUUUCCGACUCAGUAAUGUAGCUGAUGGCAAGCAUCGAAAUUUUGGCACCUCUACUCAUUCCGCGGAGAGCAUAAUGAUGCUGAGAUGAAAUUCGUCUACUAACAUGGUGCUCAACUUGUGUACAGUGUAGGAAUUUGAUGUAUGCAAUUCGAAUCUGCACGGGAACCUUUUGUUAGCAAGAUGACCAUUGUCAGUCACUGAUAACUGCAGUGGCUGCAACAAUUUUGUAUAGUAGAAGUUGCUCCAUUGCAGUUCAAUAGGCAAAGAUGGAUUUGUUGUAGCUUUUGGUUCAAACACCAAUUUCCGUUCUUAAUGAAAUCAUGAUAUUUCAU
Oldenlandia corymbosa var. corymbosa is the source of this 3903-nucleotide messenger RNA. The record is from the annotation of a GenBank genome assembly. NCBI's taxonomy places the organism in Eukaryota, Viridiplantae, Streptophyta, Magnoliopsida, Gentianales, Rubiaceae.